Closterium sp. NIES-65 is the source of this 2088-nucleotide messenger RNA. The record is from the annotation of a GenBank genome assembly. NCBI's taxonomy places the organism in Eukaryota, Viridiplantae, Streptophyta, Zygnematophyceae, Desmidiales, Closteriaceae.
AUGCUAAACCAUGCACGUAAACAGCAUGGGGAGGAGGGGGAGAGUGGGGUCGCGGUAAAGAGAGGGAAGGAGAGGGACGAGGUGGAAAGGAGGGAUGAGGAGAGGAGGAAAGAGGCGAAGAGGGAGGAGGAGAGGAAGGAAGCGGCAAGGAGGGAGGAGAGGAGGGAAAAGGUGAUGAAGGAAAUAGCGAGGAGGGAGGAGGAGAGGAAGGAAGCGGCGAGGAGGGAGGAGGAGAGGAAGGAAGCGGCGAGGAGGGAGGAGGAGAGGAAGGAAAAGGCGAGGAGGGAAAAGGCGAGGAGGGAAAAGGCGAGGAGGGAGGAGGCGAGGAGAGAAAAGGCGAGAAAGGAAAAGGCGAGGAGGGAGGAGAAAAGGAGGGAAAAGGAGAGGAGGGAAGAGGCGAGGAGGGAGGAGGAGAGGAAGGAAGCCGCGAGGAGGGAGGAGGAGAGGAAGGAAGCGGCGAGGAGGGAGGAGGAGAGGAAGGAAGCUGCGAGGAAGGAGGAGGAGAGGAAAGAAGGGGCGAUUAGGGAGGAGGAGAGGAAGGAAGCAGCAAGAAGGGAGGAGGAGAGGAAGCAAGCCGCGAGGAGGGAGGAGGAGAGGAAGGAAGCGGCGAGGAGGGAGGAGGAGAGGAGGGAAGAGGUUCUUAGGCAGGUAUGUGAGAAGAAAACGAGUGUUUUGAUAGGGAGAGAUGGAAGGAGAGGCGAGGAGAAGGAAGGAAAGGGGAGUAGAAGGGAGGAGAGGGAUGGUGAGGAGGAAACACCCCUUUCCCUUUUUUCAGGGGAGGGCGGCAUGGGAAGGGAAGCGAUGCAGGUUCAAGGAGAAGGCAACGCGGUCGGAGGAGGGUUGGGGACAGAGAAGAGAGCAAGAACCCAAUCCUUGCCUGCAGAGGAGCGAAACACCAUGGGAAUGGCAGCGAUGCAGUGCGAUGCAGAGAAGCAACAGGUGCAAGGGGAGGGCAACGCGGUUGGAGGAGAGAGGGGGAAAGAGGAGGGAGGAAAUCCAUUGUUACUAGGCUAUACGGGCAGCAUAAGAAGGCUAGUGAUGCCGCUUCAUGGGAAGGGCAGCGAUGGUGGGGAAGGGAGGGGGACAGCGGAAGGAGUAGAGGCACCCCUUGGUGGGAAUGAGGGUAGUUUGGGGAAGGCAGUGGUGCCAGUGCGAGGGGAGGGCAACGUUGGUGGAGAAGGGAGGAGGGAGGGAGAAGAGAAGAGGGAAGAGGAGGGAGAACAAGAGGAAGAAGAAGAAGAAGAGGAGGGAGAAGGAGAGGGAGAAGAGGAGGGAGAUAAGGAGGGAGAACCCUCUCCCCUCUGUCCCAGGGGGGAUGUCAAUGUGGGGAGUUGGGGGGUGAAUGAGUGUGAGGGAGAGAAGGGGGAAGAUGCAGCUGAACUAGAGGAGUUCACAUGCUUGCAGGAGGGGCGCAAGAGGAAAAUGCAUGGAGGAGGAGGUGUUGAGAGGGAAGGGGCUGGCUGCAGGAAAAGGCACCUGAAAGGCCACCUGAGGGAGCAGAAUAGGUACCUGAAUAGGAAGGUGCAUCAUUUUGUGGGGAGGAGAGACCGCCGAUGCAACCUGAGGAAGCACCUGAAGGCAACAGAGAAGGAGCACCUGAGGCAGGAGGACAUUCUCCUGAAGGAGGAGGCUCACCUGAGGCAGCAGGCAGUACACUCAAAGCAACAGGAGGAACACCUGCGGAAGAAAGAGCGCUUUCUGGACCAACAGAAUGAGCAGCAGGAUUUCUACCUGAAACAGAAAGAGCUGCUCCUGAGGGAACAAAAGGAGCAGCAAGAGACACACUUGAAGCAGAAAGAGUUGCUCCUGAGGGAACAGCAGGAGCAGGAGGUGUUGUAUCUGAAACAGAAAGAGGUGCUCCUGGAGGAACAGAAAGAGCGGCAGGAGAUGCACGGGAGGCAGGAGGAGGAGCUCCUGCGGCAGCAUGACGAGCACUUAAAGCAGCAGCGCGAGCACCUCAACGAUCAGGAAAAACUCCUGAAGCGCAAGGGGUGGGGUGAGGGUGGGGAGGGAGGGAGGAUGGUGGAGGAUGAAGGGAGAGGAGGGGGCGUGGUGAAGAUGGAGGGGAUGGAGAAGAGACGAGUAUAG